AUGACAUUUACAGGCAGACCCAUCCGGAUUGCAGGUGCUUCGGGCUCUGCUUCAGACCGUCGCCAUGCUAUUGCUGAAUUUGCCCGACAUUACCCAACCGACCCCGUUGAUGUUAUUAUCGCUGACUUUAUGAGCGAGUUCAAUAUGGCAACCUUCGCGGGUCGGCGAAUGGACCAGGCUGGCAAUGCAAUGCCAGCGUAUGAUCUGUCGUUCCUCGAAGCUUUGGAGCCAGCUUUGGGUGAUAUAGCCAAGCAUGGUAUCAAGGUAGCUGUGAAUGCUGGGGUGUGCGAUACCAAAGGUCUCUUUGAUGUUGUCUCGCGGAUGGUGCAAGCAAAGGGACUUGAUCUAAAAGUAGCGUACGUUACUGGUGAUGAGGUAUUACCUGCUAUCCAGAAUGCACUUUCCGGCGGCCAAUCUGACUUUCGGAACAUUUACACCGGUGAAAAGUUGACCGACUGGGGUUUUGAGCCUAUAUAUGCCCAGUGUUAUCUCGGCGGGCUGGGGAUUGCUGCAGCUCUCGCCGAAGGAGCUGAUAUCGUUCUAUGCGGUCGAGUAUCAGAUGCCUCGCCAGUGAUUGGGGCUGCUUACUGGUAUCAUGGCUGGCAGCGUAGUGAUUUGGACAAGCUAGCGAACGCUUUCGUCGCGGGUCAUCUCAUCGAAUGCAGCAAUUACGUGUGCGGUGGUAAUUACACUGGCUUCAAAUCUCUGGAGCACGGUGGUGACGGUUGGACGAACAUCGGAUAUCCGAUCGCUGAAAUCUCCGCUGAGGGUGACGUCGUGAUCACCAAGCAGGCUCAUUCGACUGGCGGUGCUGUCACAGUGGACACCUGCACUUCUCAAUUAUUGUAUGAAAUUCAAGGGCCGUGGUACUACAACUCGGAUGUGACCGCCAUUAUCGAUGGCAUUCACUUUGAGCAGCGAGGUGUCAACCGAGUCGCUGUACGAGGGGUCCAAUCGGGUCCACCCCCUCCCACCACCAAGGUUGGUAUAACAGCGCGUGGUGGCUUCCAAGCGGAGGCGUGGUGGUUCCUGACUGGGCUUGAUAUCGAAGACAAGGCCCGAAUGCUGGAGGCACAGAUCCGACGGCUGCUUGCUCCUUCUGCCGGGCAAUUCACGUCUCUCAAAUUUGACUUGCUUGGCUCAAAUUUGCCUGAUGCCAAAAACCAGAAUCGUGCCACUGUGCCCCUUCGUAUUGUAGCACAGGCACGGGAUGAAGAAGCUCUCGGACCGAGGAAGUUCGUCAAGCCUAUUUCUGAUAACAUCAUGCAGGGUUACCCUGGGGCAACUUUCCACCUGGACAUGCGCCAGGGCUUCCCCCGGGCAGUCUUCGAGUACUACGUGACUCUCCUUCCGCAGUCAUCUGUGCAGCAUCAAGUCCACUUACCCUGGAAACCCACAGCACGUACGCAAGUGAUUGAUAUCCCGCCUCCACCACAGACUAAGACAUAUCCCUCACGUCAGCCUUCACAAGCUGCUACACACACCGAUCAAGCUGUGGACUUGGCCAAGGGCUUUGGCCCAACAAUUCGGGGACCGUUGGGGUGGAUUGUUCAUGGCCGCUCUGGAGAUAAGGGCGCCGAUGCGAACUGUGGCCUUUGGGUCCGUCAUCGCGAUGAAUACCUAUGGUUACGUAGUCUUUUGUCGAUAGACACAGCCCAUAAGCUUCUCGGAGAUGAUGCGCUUCAGCAGCCACAGCUGGCGAUCGAGCGGUUUGAACUCCCCGGUCUUCAGGCAGUGCAUUUCCUCUUCCGUAAUUUGCUCGAUCGCGGGGUUGGGGUCACGACCACCGUGGACUUUUUGGGGAAGAACGUGGCGGAAUACCUUCGGUCACGGCAUGUUGAUCUCCCUGUUCGUUUCCUAAAUCGUGGCAAGUUGUAG
Messenger RNA from Penicillium pulvis, 1878 nucleotides. Its product is annotated as acyclic terpene utilization AtuA family protein. The coding region runs from base 1 to 1878 and encodes 625 amino acids. Lineage: Eukaryota; Fungi; Ascomycota; Eurotiomycetes; Eurotiales; Aspergillaceae. The record is from RefSeq and is a predicted model, not a curated record. The transcript has 3 exons.